Molecule: messenger RNA, 1004 nt
Organism: Sitophilus oryzae (rice weevil)
Lineage: Eukaryota; Metazoa; Arthropoda; Insecta; Coleoptera; Curculionidae
Product: trypsin alpha-3-like
Exons: 5
Coding region: 82-942 (286 amino acids)
Biological process (GO): proteolysis
Molecular function (GO): serine-type endopeptidase activity
Source: RefSeq, a predicted model, not a curated record
AAUUGAUAAGACGAUAGGUUUAUUUAUAUAAAAACGCAUCUCCUCAAUGGAUAAAGUACACUAACAUUAGCGUUAGCAAAUAUGAAGGUUCUUCUAGUACUGGCAGCUGUUGUAGUAGCAGCUUUGGCUGAUGGUUACAUCCAGCCAGAGUUAUACCCAACGAUACCCAGGGAGUACUCAAACAGUUCCGACUUGAAAAUAGUUGCUGGUUCGAACGCCGUCAGAAACCAAUUCCCUUACCAAAUUUCCCUACGUGUUGUUUCUGGAACUAGCCUUUUCCACAUUUGUGGAGGAUCCAUUCUCAGUCAAAGAUGGGUCCUUUCGGCUGCUCACUGCACACAACGUGCCGCCAAUCAAUUCAGAGUAACCGCUGGUAUCUUGUUGCAAACCGACACUGGAAUUGCCAACCAACAAACCGUAGCUGUUUCUUAUUAUGUUAACCAUGCUUCGUACCCAGGAGGCAACGUUGUUGCUGCUAACGAUAUCUCCGUGAUCCGUCUGGCCUCACUCCUUACCUACGGAGUCAACGUACAACCCAUUGCACUUCCAGUUGCUGGGGCCGUUCCUAGCGGUACUGCCGUUGUUUCCGGAUGGGGAUCCCUUGGACCCCCAACCAACUCUGCCCCAAACAACCUUCAGUUUGUUAACGUUCCAAUCUUGGCUAAAGCUCAAUGUGCUAAUGUAAUUGCACAACUUUCUGGAAUCAUCAACCCCUUCAGAUCUGCCCUUAACGUGUGCACGACAACCCGUUCAGCUUCAAGCAUCGAAGCUGUCUGCAGUGGUGACAGCGGUGGCCCAUUGGUCGUCAACUCUCGUGUGGUCGGUGUUGUUUCCUGGGGAUACAGUCCAUGUGGAAACGCUGGAUUCCCAUCCGUUUAUGUCGACACAGCUGCUUACAUCGCCUGGAUCCAACAAAAUACUAACAAUCUCUCCAAUAAUUAAUGAUGUUAACUAUGUACAUUUAUUUCGUUUUAUGUAAAUAAUAAAAUGAAGCAUAUUAAAAA